AUGGAGGCGGCGGCGCUCGGCUGCUGGGGCGCCGUGCUGGGGACCGCGGUGUCGCUGCCGCUCCUCCUCCUCGCGGCGGCCCCCUACGUCAGGAGGUAUGUUGCUGGAGGACAGUGUAAGUCAACGGCUAAGCUAGAUGGGAAGGUGGUGAUAAUCACAGGAGCCAACACAGGCAUCGGGAAGGAGACAGCCAGAGACCUUGCACGAAGAGGUGCCAGGGUGAUUAUUGCCUGCAGAGAUAUAGCAAAGGGAGAAGUUGCAGCAAAUGAAAUCCGUGCUGAAACAGGGAACCAGCAGGUCAUUGUGAAAAAACUGGACUUGGCUGAUACAAAGUCCAUCCGGGAGUUUGCUGAGAAUGUUCAAGCAGAGGAGAAGGAACUCCAUAUCCUUAUUAACAAUGCUGGAGUGAUGCUUUGCCCUUACUCCAAGACAGCAGAUGGCUUUGAGAUGCACCUGGGAGUCAAUCACCUUGGUCACUUUCUCCUGACCUUCCUCUUGCUGGAGCGUCUCAAACAGUCUGCCCCAGCCCGCAUAGUGAACGUGUCCUCACUGGCUCAUCACGGGGGCCGCAUCCGCUUCCAUGACCUUCAUGGGGAGAAGAGCUACAACUGCGGCCUCGCCUACUGCCACAGCAAGCUGGCUAACGUGCUCUUCACACGGGAGCUGGCGCGGCGCCUGCAAGGUACUAAAGUCACGGCAAACUGCCUGCACCCCGGCUCUGUCCAUUCCGAGCUGGUGCGGCACUCCUGCGUAAUGACGUGGCUCUGGAGGAUGUUCUCCUUCUUCCUGAAGACUCCCAGGGAGGGGGCGCAGACCAGCAUCUACUGUGCAGUUGCAGAGGAGCUCGACUCUGUGACAGGACAGUAUUUCAGUGAUUGCAAGCCAGCAUACGUAUCUCCACGGGGUCGGGAUGAUGCGACAGCAAAGCAGCUCUGGAACGUGAGCUGUGAGCUCCUAGGCAUCCAGUGGGACUGAGCAGCACUGAGCUCGAGUGUGCCUGUGGAUGACUGCUGAGGCUUCAACUCCUGGGAGCCACACUGCUGAGAGACCUCAAGACAAGAACUUUGGUCCUUCCACAUGCCCUCAUGAUGGGUCCAUGGACACAACUGAGUAUGAAUUUCUGGAAUAUUAUGCUUAAGGAGUGAGAUUAGUAAGCAGCUGGUCCCCCUUCCUAGCUGGAGACUUCAGAAGGCAAAUUCAGAUAUUACUAAUAUAUACUUGCCAUGCCAUAGCCAGGUGCUAAUUCUACUCUAGCCCUAGAAUAGAAAUGGGAAGUAUAGUCUCAUUUUUAGAUUAUGAAGCAGCAAAGACUUCCCUUGUGAGAUUUUUUUUUCCUUUGUUUUUGUCCACAAAAGUAGUAAUAUUAAGGUAGGACCAUAAAUUCUCAGUUCCUAGUACUUGACUGACACUAGAAGUACUUUCUAAGUGAUUAAGGUUUCUGGCACUUUGAUGCAAUACAAAUGCUCCCGAGGCCACUGAAAGAGGUGCUGGCCUUUUUGUGCCAAGCAUUAGUUAAAGUUUGUAACUGGAAUUAAGUAUUGUUCCAAAGAUGCUCUGCAAGAUGCUGGACCACAGCUGCUGAAGCCACGGCCACAGGUAACUACUGAUGGUCCUCAGUAACUAGGCGGCUGAGCAUCAGGGUCUCUGUGCAGCUGAGGGGACGUUAAAGGCUGUGACCCUGCUCAGGUGAGUUUUCUCACUUCAACAAAUUAACUUUGCUACUUUGAAGCAUUAAGCAAAGUUGUAAAAACUGUCACAGUAAAGCCACCAGCUGCACUUCAACUGACUUCAGUCCCCUUCAACCCACACUUCAGCUAGACUGAAAGAGCUUUAAAAAACAGAACAAACAAACCACCUUCAGUUGAGCUUUCAACUUUAUCUGACAGCUGCCAGGGCAGGAAGGUUGCUGGAGCCGAGUGGCUCAGCACGAUGACGCCGGUGCUAGGGGGAGCUUUGCAGAGCAGUGAGGCAGAGCAGUAGGAGCUUCCCGCAAGGGUGCACUGGGCUGCCCUGCAGGACUGGGCUAGGCUGCCCAUGGCUGCCAGCCUGGCCGUGCAGAAGCAGGCAGCAGCUGUGUGCCCAAAGGGCAGCUUGGGAAUCCACACACUAGUGUCACUGCUCCCCUGGAACUGAGCUCUUGGGCUGCUAACUUUGGUUCAAACUGCUACAAGAGACCAGCAAUCAGAUGUUUAAAAGACUGAAGUGGACAGAAACAAGUGCUUAUGGAAUUAUCUUGCCCUUCUGGGGAAAAAAAGAAAAAAAAAUCAGAACAUAAGCAUUCCACUGUGACAAAGCAGCAGUUUUAGAAAACAUGGUUAAUUCUGCAUGGGUUUCCAUGCAGCUCAGUGCUGAGCUACUUCUGAGAAAUACUCGAGCCAUUUUCUUUUUCGAGCAGGUACCCCUGCUUAUUUCCUUCAGCAAUGUCGAAGCAGUUUAGUUGGUGCUGCUGCCCUGUGCACCUGCCUUACCCCUGCAAAGAACUCACUUUGUGUUGCAUUAAGUCCUAAUGUGUUUUUCUUUGUCACAAUCUGUUUCCUCCCUUAUGUGGCACCUUAAAGGUGGGGUUAAAUCCACAACUAAGCCAGAACAGUAGAUAAUACCAGGCACCUGCACCUCACACUCUGUAACACUCAUCUUGAAAAGGGUUUAAAAACAAUGAAAGGAAAGAGAAGGGGGAAAAAAAAAAAAAAAACAACAAAAAAACGACCAUAGUGUCUCUGGCCCAAACACUUCUCCCGUGAAGGUCAAGUUUUCUCAAAGGUCUGUAGCUGUAACAUAAAGCAGCUAGCAGCAUAUUUCCAGAAACACAAACUUCCUUUUUUUGACCUUGGGCAAAUUAUUUAUCCCUCUAAAGUUGAGCUGUAAAAUGAGGCAACUUAAGCUCAUUUAGCUGCCUCAAAGAGAGGCUGUAACAGAGCAUCAGAUUAACUUGUAGAGCCUUCUGAAGAGGAUUAGGGACCUGUGAGAGUGCAUUUAUAAGCUGUUAGGAUGAAAUAAAUAGCAUUUCUAAAAUGUGAUACUCCAACAGCUUUAAAUUUUGAACGUACUGUAGCAAAGAGGCAGAUUUUUGAACCAAAGGAGAUUUCUUCCCCUUCCCUCAGCUAAGCAUAGCAAUAAAGCAAAACCUGGACCUAGAAAGAGAACCCAGCUAUGUUCAGGUAGAAAACAAAAACAGAAGCUAUGUUGAGAGAUCUUCAGUGAUAGUACUUUAUUUAUGUAUUUAUGCAUUGUAAACAAACC
Messenger RNA from Nothoprocta perdicaria, 3240 nucleotides. Its product is annotated as retinol dehydrogenase 12-like. NCBI's taxonomy places the organism in Eukaryota, Metazoa, Chordata, Aves, Tinamiformes, Tinamidae. The transcript has 7 exons. The record is from RefSeq and is a predicted model, not a curated record. The coding region runs from base 1 to 975 and encodes 324 amino acids.